Strigops habroptila (Kakapo) is the source of this 7526-nucleotide messenger RNA. It is a transcript of the gene ZFYVE9, whose product is annotated as zinc finger FYVE-type containing 9. Gene Ontology annotation, biological process: endosomal transport. The transcript has 21 exons. The record is from RefSeq and is a predicted model, not a curated record. Lineage: Eukaryota; Metazoa; Chordata; Aves; Psittaciformes; Psittacidae. The coding region runs from base 517 to 4761 and encodes 1414 amino acids. Gene Ontology annotation, molecular function: metal ion binding. Gene Ontology annotation, cellular component: early endosome membrane.
GGCAGGCGGCGAGGGCGGGCGCCGGCCUCUCCAGCGCUCGCAGGGUCUGCGGGGCCCGCCCGGCAGCGAGCGGCGGCGGAGCGCGGCCCCGGGGGAUCCCCCUCGCCAUGCAGACCCGGCGGCGCCUGCUGCCUCUCGAGGAGCCUUUUUGAACUUACAUGUUCUUCUGCAAUGCUGUAGAAAUACAUGCUAUAGCUUGCUUCUGAGGCUUGUGUUUCGUACAGAAAGGAACAGUUGCCCUCUUGGAGCUCCUGGGGGAAAUCAUCCAUGUAGGGUAUAACCAAAGCAGCACCUGAGUGAUACCACUGUAGGGCAGGAGACAGAAGAAUUCAGCCAACCAUCAGCAGAAGAGAUAACAAACUGUGAAAUGCUCAAAGAUCAAGUGGAACACACUGAUUCAGCAGAACUGGCUGGUUGUGCUGCAGUCAUCAUGAGUAGGCACAGGGUCAUUCGUUUCUUAACACAUGUAUAAGAGGAAAAGGUUCAGACAAGAAUCUGGUGGUCUUUCCCUGACAAAUGGAGAACUAUUUCCAAGCAGAGGCAUAUAACCUCGAUAAGGUUUUAGAUGAAUUUGAGCAAAACGAAGAUGCCGCUGUUUCACCUACACUUUUGGGUGCCAAGUGGAAUCAGAUUCUAGAUCCGCCUUCUCGUCGUCUGUCAUUUAACCCAACCGUGGCCAAUGUGAAUGAAGCUACAACUCCUAAUGAAUGUCAACAGAGAUUAAAGUCUUUCUCCUUGUCUCAUUCAGUGACUACGCCAACAGGAGGAGGGGAUCACUGUGCUAAUGGAAAGGAUUUUAGCAUAAGCCCAGAGACCCCAGUCAUGUGGAUUGAUGAUCAGGCAGCAGCAGAUGAUCAGUUGCUUAAAAGAAAUAGUAAUCGGGAUGAUCAGUGUAAUACUGUGGAAACAGGAGAAAAGAAAUGUGGGAAUAUAGCUUGCUUGCCAGAGGAGAAGAAUGUACUAGUGGUGGCAGUGAUGCAUAACUGUGACAGAAGAACACUACAAAGUGGUGAUGCGGUGGAUUGUAAAACUUACAACAGUCCGUCCCUAAUGGACACUAUUAGCUUUACACUGGAUAAUGAAAACCAACAGAGUGAUCAGUUUAGUGUUACUGUAAACGGAUCCACGGAAAAAGAUACAGAUACAGAAAAGCAAGUAAAUAGGCUGUGCACUGAAGAUGACUCUCUAAGUCAUUUGCUUAAUGCUUCAUCUGAAAGCCUGACUGUUGCAUGCCCCUCCUCUCGAUUAAAGGAUGAUUUUAAUAUGAAUAAAGAUUCUCUGUUUUCAGAAGCUACAACUGCAGGGAUUAAUGCAGUGACUCUCUUGCAGAGACCAGUUGAUGAUACUGCUAGAAUGCAAGAAAAUUGUGUUUCAGUUGAAAAUUUUACUAGUAAAGCCAUUCCUCAGAGAACGGAUCUAGAAGCUAAAAACUCUACUUCUGGUUCAAGUAGUGGAAGCUUAAUGGUGGAACAGGAACCAACCCAACAGUUACAGUCUAGGUUAUCUGGGCUCAUGGAAACUUGUCAAUCUAACGUGGCUGGAAGUGGCAAUUACAAAGAAUGUGUUGCAGAACAUUUUGCCCCUGAGGAUGUUAGUGCCACUGAAAGCGAAGUCAUUGAAUGUGGUAAAAAUCUUGGCACAACAGAAUUGCUCAGCAUGGCAGAGUGUUACCCUGAAUCUCAGGAGGUGACUAAUUGGGAACUGACAAAGUUGAAUGAGAUGAAUAAUAAGCAAACUCUGGGAGAGAAUGAAAGGCUCUUGCAGACAAAACAGCCUGAUGAGGCAUGUAGUAAAGAAGGUGGAGAUGGGAUGAUGGAGGCAGGCAUAGACUUAAAAGGGACUGGUAUAGAUGAGCUUGAAGGGUCCAGUCUCUCUGAUGUGAUGGCUACAUCAGCAGCAAGCUCUCUGUCUAAUGGUUGUGAUUCCUAUGGAAUGCAGAACCCAGUCGUUGCUCAUGUUCCAAAGACUUUACCUUCCAAGGAAGACUCGGUAACAGAGGAAAAGGAGAUAGAGGAGAGCAAGUCAGAAUGUUACACUAAUGUGUAUGAACAGAGAGGAAAUGAGACAACAGAAGGGAGCGGUCUUAUUUUAAACAGCACUGGUGACCACAUUAAGAAAAAUUAUUUACAUAAUCUUUGUAGUCAGGUUUCAUCCAUGCAAGGGCAAACUUCACCAAAACCAGUGACUAAUUUGCAAUCUAUCAGUGUUCCUUUUGGUGGUGCAAGACCUAAACAACCUACAAAUCUUAAACUGCAGAUUCCGAAGCCAUUAUCGGACCACUUACAAAAUGAUCUUGUUCCCCCAAAUUGUGGAGGUAAUAGUAAAAACAAAAAUGUCUUUGGUAAGACACAAUUAGGUGAUACAGCAAACGUGUUUCCUGGUGAAACAUCUUCAAAUGCCUCUGUUACUGAUACUAAUGGGGAACAUUUGGAAGAGUAUGAAUCUGGAGUCUCUAGUAGUCCGUGCCUUGCAGUAGCCCCAGAUAGUCCUGAUAAUGAUCUCAGAGCUGGUCAGUUUGGAGCUCCAGCCAGAAAGCCUUUUACGACUUUGGGUGAGGUGGCUCCAGUUUGGGUUCCAGAUUCUCAAGCACCAAACUGUAUGAAAUGUGAGGCCAGAUUUACAUUCACCAAAAGAAGGCAUCAUUGCAGAGCUUGUGGGAAGGUUUUUUGCGCGGCAUGCUGUAGCCUGAAGUGCAAGUUGCUGUACAUGGAUCGAAAGGAAGCCAGAGUGUGUGUAAUCUGCCAUUCAGUACUAAUGAAUGCUCAAGCCUGGGAGAACAUGAUGAGUGCCUCAAGCCAGAGUCCUAACCCUAACAAUCCUGCUGAAUACUGUUCUACUAUCCCUCCUUUGCAGCAGGCUCAGGCCUCGGGCGCCCUGAGCUCUCCGCCUCCCACUGUCAUGGUACCUGUGGGAGUUUUAAAGCAUCCUGGAGCAGAAGUGGCUCAACCUAGAGAACAAAGGCGUGUUUGGUUUGCUGAUGGGAUAUUACCCAAUGGAGAAGUUGCCGAUGCAGCAAAACUGACAGUAGCUGGGACAACUUCCACAGGAACCUUAGCAGUGUCGCAUGAUCCAUCAAAGCCUGUCAACAACACUUUAGCAGCAGAAACUGAUAAUGCUUCUGUAUUCUCGGGAAAUAUAACUCAGGUUGGCAGUCCUGUUGGCAGUGCAAUGAAUCUGAUUCCUGAAGAUGGUCUGCCUCCAAUUCUCAUCUCCACUGGAGUAAAAGGAGACUAUGCUGUAGAAGAGAGGCCUUCUCAGAUCUCUGUCAUGCAGCAGCUGGAGGAUGGUGGCCCUGACCCUCUUGUGUUUGUUUUAAAUGCUAAUUUGCUGUCCAUGGUAAAAAUAGUAAAUUAUGUGAACAGGAAGUGCUGGUGUUUCACUACAAAAGGCAUGCAUGCAGUGGGGCAGUCGGAGAUCGUCAUUCUCUUGCAGUGUUUGCCUGAUGAGAAAUGUUUGCCUAAAGAUAUCUUUAACCAUUUUGUGCAACUUUAUCGGGAUGCCUUAGCAGGUAACAUUGUUGGCAACCUGGGACACUCCUUUUUCAGCCAGAGCUUCCUUGGAAGCAAAGAACAUGGAGGGUUCUUGUACGUUGCAGCUACGUAUCAGUCCCUGCAAGACCUGGUGCUCCCAACCCCACCCUACUUGUUUGGCAUCCUCAUUCAGAAAUGGGAGACUCCCUGGGCUAAAGUGUUCCCCAUUCGGCUGAUGUUAAGACUUGGAGCUGAAUACAGACUUUAUCCAUGCCCACUUUUUAGUGUCAGAUUUCGCAAGCCUUUGUUUGGAGAGACUGGACACACCAUUAUGAACCUUCUUGCAGACUUCAGAAAUUACCAAUACACGCUGCCUGUUGUCCAAGGUUUAGUGGUUGAUAUGGAAGUCAGAAAAACCAGCAUCAAAAUUCCCAGCAACAGAUACAAUGAGAUGAUGAAAGCCAUGAACAAAUCCAACGAGCAUGUCCUCGCAGGGGGAGCAUGCUUCAACGAGAAAGCAGACUCACAUCUGGUGUGUGUUCAGAACGAUGACGGGAACUACCAGACACAGGCCAUCAGCAUCCAUAACCAGCCGAGGAAGGUGACCGGUGCCAGCUUCUUUGUGUUCAGUGGAGCUUUAAAAUCCUCUUCAGGCUACCUUGCCAAAUCCAGUAUAGUAGAAGAUGGAGUAAUGGUCCAGAUAACCGCUGAGAACAUGGACUCUUUGAGGCAGGCCUUGAGAGAGAUGAAAGACUUCACCAUUACAUGUGGCAAAGUAGAUGCUGAAGAUCCUCAGGAACACGUUCAUAUUCAGUGGGUAGAAGAUGAUAAAAACUUCAGUAAGGGUGUUGUAAGCCCUAUUGAUGGCAAAUCAAUGGAGUCUAUAACAAGCGUGAAGAUAUUUCACGGCUCAGAGUACAAGGCAAACGGAAAGGUCAUUCGGUGGACAGAGGUGUUUUUCCUGGAAAAUGAUGAGCAACAUAAUGGUCUGAGUGACCCAGCUGAUCACAGCAGGCUGACUGAAAACGUGGCAAAGGCUUUCUGUUUAGCUCUCUGUCCUCACCUUAAGCUGCUGAAAGAAGAUGGAAUGACUAAGCUGGGCCUGCGCGUUACACUCGACUCAGAUCAAGUUGGUUAUCAAGCUGGGAGCAAUGGACAGCCACUGCCCUCUCAAUACAUGAACGACCUGGACAGUGCCUUAGUUCCAGUGAUUCAUGGAGGGGCAUGUCAGUUGAGUGAGGGGCCAGUCAUAAUGGAGCUCAUCUUUUAUAUUCUGGAAAACAUCUCAUAAGAGGACUUCAUUUUCUGUUCAGACCUGUUCCAGCAGCAGUUGUAUCUGAAUCAUUUGCACUUUAAAACUGGAAAAUUAAGCUUUUGUUAACACUAUUGGGGAAGUGGGGGGGGGGGAGGCGGGAGGGACAGUUGUUCCAUAAUUCUAAAUCUUCUAUGCAUUGUCAACAACCAGAGGAUCAGGGCAGCUUCUAUACUACAACAUGGCUAUGCUAUCCUUGCAGCUAAUACACUUCUGUUACUGUUUAGAGAAAUGCUCAUGUUUAAAGACUUACAGUCAUGUACUCUAAAUGCUCAAACGGGUGCGAAGAUCACUGGGGCAUAAAUAAAAAGUGAAACUCCACUCUUGUCCUGGUUGUAGAUGGACAUGUGAGAACCACCACUCACGACCACCGUUCUGACCUCGUCCUCAUGCCGCUGGUGGUUGUGCUGUAGACAUUCAGAAGUCAUGUUUACAUUAUUUUGACCAGAUUAUUGGUUGAAAGACAUUCGGAGUCGCCCUGGAGAGACAGGGACAGGUUACCCAGCCAUAACUACAUUGGUCUAUGCCUCCAAAGGAGCAGAAGGGCAGGUGGGAUUACAUAAACUGCAGUUUUGUGUAUGAUAGGCUAGUUUCCUUUUUCCCCCCCUCUAUUUACUGUAAAACCCUGUCACCUCUGCAGAUUCCUUUAAUCUCCUAGAACAACUCUGCUAUUCUGUACUUUGUUUACAAAUCCGUUACAAAGCAGAGGAAAUAUCAGCCCUGAAGUGUGGUUCUGUCUCAUUGCUCUUCCCCAGUAGGUCCUGCUUAUAAAAGAGAAGCAACACCCAGGGCAGUCCGAGUCUCCUCCUCGCUGUACACUAUAGUGUAACGCUCGUGUCAUGUACUCCAAGGCAGCUUGCACUUCAUCUUAGCAGCCCCACAUAAAAGCUUACGUGUGCUAAAAGUCUAGAGGGGCUCUUUGUGCAUGUUCUGCUGAAAAAAGGCUUUGUGGGCAGCUCCCAACACUUGCGCCUGGCCCAGCGCUCCUGGUCUCACCCGAGAGGGCUUCAGCAGGGAAAGAAGCUGGAACAGGAUCAGUCAGAGACAGAGGAACUGUGUUGCCACAUUCUCAGUGGGAAGCUGCUCACCCGUGGCAAGAGCUGAACGCAGGAGAAGGGGUUUGGCUGUUUUGGUCUGUUUAGCCAUAGCCAUGUGGAGCAGCUGGUCUGGGUCCCUGUCGGAAGGGGAACGAAGGUUUCUCCUCCUGUCUGAACAAGAAAGUUGAUUUGGGAAGAGAGGUGCUCAUUUCUGGUGAACACGGGAUCUCAGACCUUGCACUGUCCCUACUCACAGUCAGUUCUGGUGGAUGCAGCAGGGGGUUACUUUGGGUUUGCUGUACAUGAGUAACGAGGUGCCCGUUCCUACACAAAGGGAAGCGUGAGGCUCCUGUGAGGCUGAUGCUUUAACCAAUACACAGUAUUAGCUGGGUAAAGGAAAAGGUCACUACCCAUAGCAAUGUGGUUUACGCAUAGAGCACAGUGUAUGUACAGAAUGUACUUGUGAAUAAAUGGCUACUGCUUUUUAAACAAAGCAAAUCUGACAAACCCAAGAUGGCAAAAGACAGCUGUCCCCAGCCAGCACUGGGAGAAGGUGGCCCAUGAACUGGGGUCCAGCACCAGCAACAAAAGCUGGGCAGCAACAGGUAGCACACUACAACUACUACACUUAGAAGGGUAAGUGUGGCAUCAGAGCAAGACCUGACCUCCGUGCUGGGGAGGAGGUGGCUGGCUCACUGCAGCUCACUUCACGUUUCAUGCUGGACAAAGCCCAAACUCUCGCACAAUCCCUAUCCUCCCUAUGGAUUUGUGCAGUGGAGCAGGACUGAGGUUACUUCCUGAUUCCCCUCUGCACACUUUGGGACACACUACACAGUGUAGGCAAGGUUUGGUUCCUGGAAGAGCACUCCAUAACCUAAAAUUACCCAUCUUCCUUCCAGAGCCUGCUCUCCAGUUUUGCCAUAGCAGCGGCUUUCCAGUUCCUUGAGUUGCAUUGUUACGCUUAAUAAUGCAGUAAAAGAGGUGAAAAAUCGUUUCUCUUCUCUUCCUUUGCCCCAAAAGUCUUUUAGGUUUGGAUUAUGUUUGUGCAAAACACUAUCAACUGGUGACUGACAUGUUUGCUUCAACCAUAGCCUUUGAAAUGACCUUAAAUACCAUGUUGUUAAGAAAUGAGUACUUGUUUUAGAGGAAAAAAAAAAAGAAUUGUACUUUUAAAAUUCAGUUAGUUAACACUGCAAAAAACUGCAUAUUAUAUUUUUAUUUUCAACAUGUAGUUUUGUAUAUUAAAUUUAUUGAAAUUAAAAACUAAACACUGUAUUGUCUUCAUCUGCUCAGGAAGACAGAGGCAGCGCUGCCUGACUCUCACCCGCCUGGACCCUGCUCUCUAUGCCCUGCCCUACCUAAAGAGCUGGUGCAGGAAGGGCUCUGACUCCCCAGCGCAGGCACAUCCUCUCCUCUGAGAUCAGUCCCUUCUCUGAGCUCACAGAGAUUUAAAAACACAAACGUAUUUGGUACCAUUUUGUUGUAUGCUGCUGAUCAGAAGCAUUCCUGAAAAUAGUCUUAAUCCCGUUUUCUACACGACAAAGAGUGGCUAUUUUCCCCAGCACCUGGAAGAACUGUAAAAGCCUAUUUCUGUACAAAUACAAGGAACGUUUGGGAAGCAGCACAGUCAGAGCUUACUUAGUUUUCUCUUCCCCUCCUUUUUACAUUUAAAAAGAAAAAGGAUGAAGGCACAGUACCAGGGCUGCA